Messenger RNA from Argiope bruennichi, 2159 nucleotides. Its product is annotated as meteorin-like protein. Lineage: Eukaryota; Metazoa; Arthropoda; Arachnida; Araneae; Araneidae. The transcript has 4 exons. The coding region runs from base 382 to 1242 and encodes 286 amino acids. The record is from RefSeq and is a predicted model, not a curated record. Gene Ontology annotation, molecular function: hormone activity.
CCCAGCCUUGUAGCGGUGGGACCAGUUCCGGUUGAAGUCAAAACACCUGAUCGUAUCGCACCUGAUUACAGGACACAGGUUUUUCGCAAUAUGAUUGUUUUUCUUUUGUGAACUUCUCCGUAGUAAAACAGAAAUGUGAAUCUUUUCAAUACUGGACGUCUUACCUGCAAAUAUAUAUAUAUUUUGCAGUUAAUAAAUAAUUUAUUGCAUCAUCAAAUUUACUUCGAUGAGAAUGUGCAUCAAUUUGAAAAUGCGGCUUAAAAUUGAAAGGACGUGUUCACUAUGAUCGUGUUGUGAAUGUGUUUAUCUAAAAAAAUGUUGGAGACAUUUAGAGUUGUGAUUAAGCUGAUGGAUAAAUGUUGAUGAAAUAUUUCCUUCAUCAUGAAACUGUUUAUUUAUCCGGUCAUAUUUUUGUUGUUUACAUCACUUUGUGAAGGCGGUGGGCCUAAUUUAGACAACUGUGAUUGGACUGGAAGCGGCACUCUGGAAAUGGCUCUAUCCAGAGGCGUUCAGCCUGUCUACCUCCGGUGCAACCAGGGCACCAUCCGGUGGCACUAUCCCCAGGGGGCUCUGAGGAUCGUUCUGCAGUACAGAUCGGCCGGAAGUCCCUUCAGUGCUUGCAUCAGACGAUCGAAAGGGUCAUCGGGUGCCCGCAUUUAUCUUGCUGGCAAGAAAAAACUUCAUCUAAUAUUCGGUUCUGAGGACCCCGUGGACUUGGUGAAAUGCGUGUCUUCUCAAGAGGGUCAAGUGACUCUGUAUAUGGAAGCCGAUCCCAUUGCCGAUCUUCUGCGAAGAGCAACGGCCGAAUUCAGUUAUCACUUGAAGAAGAUUUCGAGGUUGCCGAAUCAAAACUUGGCUGAUGAAUGCCAGCCAUGUUCAGAAGAGCAAUUACUUCACUAUUAUUGUUCAAGUGAUUUUGUGUUCCAAGGAAAAGUGACUGAUUUGUUCCACAACAAAUUACUCCAAGUGACAGAACUGACAGUUCGUAUAUCGAAAACUCAUAGAACUAAUGAACUUCAAAAAUUCCCAAAUAUUUCGGACUCAGACUUUGAGCCAAAAUAUGUUAUUUUACAAAGACCGUUGAAAUGUGGUACAAAAGCGGGAUCUGGUGAAUAUUUGUUCCUAGGAAAAUGGAUUCUAGGUAAUCCAAGCUUGGACUGUAUUCCUAGGAUUACAGAAUGGAAGAAAGUUCGAAGGAAAGCUUUAAUGUCUGGAUCGAAUGAAUGUUUAUUAAAUCUGUGAUUUUAUGUAAUUGCUUGACGUGCAUUUGAAGGAUGCUAAAAAUUCAUGUAUAUAGCAAAGUAUUAUAAAAUUCCUUUAUUAUUGCUUUUUAUUUUAUCAACAAAAACAGUUCUGUGAUUUUUAAAGAAAAGCUUAAAUGGUCAGAAACCAUUUUUAAUAUGAUCGAGUUGACCAAAAAUUAUUGUUUUGUUGACAGGAUAAAAUUCUGUGAAGCAGACGUUUUCAAAUAUUAUCCUCUUGAGAAAAUUUGGAUCGAAAACAAUUUCGAGUUCUCAUUUUUUUUUUUUUUUUUAAUUCUUACCGCAAAUGUAGAUUUGCACUUUAAAUAAGAAAUUAGAUUAAAAGAAAUACUAUAGCAAAGUUUUAAAGAAAAAGAUUUUUUCAUUCUUUUUUUUUUUUAGUAAUGUUGAUUGAUGGAUUCAUUUAAUCCCAAAUGAUUUUCAUAUCUACUUUUAUUUAUAAAUACUGUGAGUUGGAAUUCUGUUCAUCAAAAUUAAGUAAAAGAACCCGUUUUAUUAAAUUUAUUACGAACAAGUUUCUCUUAAAAUCUAUAGUAUUCAUAAUAAUAUGAUAUUAAUAAUUACGUCCAAAGCUACUUUAAAAAUUUUGUCAUGGAUUCCACUUAUUUCCUCCCAUUAAAGGCUGCUACAUAAUCCUGACAUAAAAUUUAAAAAUAAGACGAACUCAUAAGAAUUAAUGAGAUUAGGUCCUAGUCGAUUUAUAAUUUUUUUUAUCUUCUUAAUAUUUAAUCCAUUUAAAGAAUAAAGUAAAACAUAUAGUCUAUAAACUAGAAUUAAGAAGCAGCUUUAUUGAUUUAACCCGAUUUUUUACUACCAUUCUGUCAAAGCUAAUAAAAUAUUAUAAUCCAGAUUUCUAAGAACACAAUUUAUUUCUUUUCAUUUGCUUUAAUUUUUCAU